AUGAUUAUUACAUUAUAUUUUACAAUUUUAAUAUUAAAUUGUUUUUCUACUAUUUAUUGCUUAAAAUUAUCUUCUAAUAUCACAGAUGUUGUUUUAUACAAUAAUACUAAAGAUGGAGAAAAAAAUUUUGUCAUUCGAGCUAAAAGACAAUGUGGUUUCGGUGGUUGUGGUGUAGGAAUGAUGAUGCCACCUAUGGGUAUGAUGGGAGGUUGUUGUCCACCACCAGUGCCUAUCUGUUGUCCACCACCAAUGCCAAUGCCUUUACCAGUACCAGCUCCAGUUCCAGUACCAGUUCCAAUUCCAGUUCCAAUGCCAACAAUGGGUGGAGGAUGUUGUUCAUGUUGCCUUCCAGUAUGCCAACCAAUUUGUAUAAGAACAUGUGGUGUAAGUUAUGGUGGAUGUGGUGGUUAUGGAGGUUUUGGAGGUUAUGGAGGAUUUAGAAGAGCUAAAAGAUCUACUAUGCUUCAACUUGGGCAUAUAAAAAGUCCUAACUAUAAUAAGAAAUAG
Messenger RNA from Strongyloides ratti, 507 nucleotides. RefSeq lists its product as hypothetical. NCBI's taxonomy places the organism in Eukaryota, Metazoa, Nematoda, Chromadorea, Rhabditida, Strongyloididae. The transcript has 3 exons. Bases 1 to 507 code for a protein of 168 amino acids. The record is from RefSeq and is a predicted model, not a curated record.